UUUUUUUUCCUCUCUCUCUCUCUUCUAUUCGUAUUGCUACUUCUGCUCUUGAGUGUAAAUAUUGCUUGAAAUUGUUAGUGUCAACUUAGGGUUAUGGCCCCUAGAUCUAUGUGCUUUUGAUGAUUCGGUGCUUGUGAUGUGUUUUCGAUAUUGGAUACACGAUAAUUAGUGAGUGCUAAACUUCAGGACAUUUUUGUGCAGGACAUUGUUUUUCGUGCAUAAAUAGGACUUUCUUACAUAGGAUACUUUUUGGUUAAAGUGUGUGUGUAUAUGGAUCUAUAGAUUGAUUUAAUCGGAUUUCACUUAAACACACACAAACGCGUGCAGAUACAAGAAUUAUUUACUUUUAAAACAAAAGUGUUUGUUCACUUAAACACACACAAACGCGUGCAGAUACAAGAAUUAUUUACUUUUAAAACAAAAGUGUUUGUAGUGCGCUACGUCUGUAGUAGUGGUUUCGUAUUUAGAACUACGUAUAGAGUAUUUUCUUGGUGUUUUUGUUACUGCUAAAAAAAAAAAAGAAAAAAACAAACAAUUUUGUGUGAGACUUGAGUUUUCAACUUUUGCACAUUCGUGAACUUUCGACACUCGGAUUAACCGGGGGCAGAAGGCAAAGGCUAAAAGGGAUUACCUUGACAAAAUGAAGAUGAGAGAUGCAACUCACUUGGCCGCCAUGUUGGGAGAUAACUCGAAGUAACUCAGCAGACUAUUACGUCCCUUGCGUGGCCUGGAAAAUUCGCAAGAAGAGAAAUUCCCGUCACGUGAUCUCGAGAUUGGUCAGCCAUUAGCGAGUAUACGACUCCGCCUGUUGUGUCCAUCGCAGUCGCCAUGGACGACAGGGGCUGCAACUCUGUGACUGACUUAAGGAUAACUCGAACAAUUCAAUUACCGAGGUGAAAGUGUCUAGCUGUGGUCAUAGCUUUCAUUUUUAAAAAAAUAUAUUUCAUUUAACAUCAGUGUGGAAAUAAAAUAGGUUGUAAAUAGUACAGAAUCUAGGUUUUUAUUUUUACAUUCUUCAAAGUUUCUGCAGAAGUAUGAAUUCGAGGCCAUAUUUCAGAAGGUUUCACAGAAGGUUUCACUAAAGAUCUAUUUUGGCUUCGCUCACUUUCUUUGGAUAGUGAGCUUUACGAUCAACUGUUGUUUGUUUUUUUUUUUACUUUCUGUGAUACUGGACACGCACAAGGAAGAACAAUGUCGUCUUCGUUAUUGUUUACAUUCGUUGCUAUGGUGACGCUCCUCGCGCGACCAAUCUCCUCGCAGGGAUGGAUAUUUCAACCAAUCGGAGAAGGCUGGCAGUCAGACGGUCCUGUGGAGUUUGAUGAGGAAUUAGCGGAUUAUCGUUUCGUCGGCUAUCAAACAAUGUUACAGACUGGUCACUUCUUUCAAGAUCCAAGUCUGGUCAGUUACGUCCAGCUUGAAGUGGACGAAGAGUCCGACAACAAUCAACUGUUGGUUGGUGGCAUGAACAAGCUGUUUCGGUUGGACCUAGACAACUUUACAUUAUUAGAGACAGCCGACUGGUAUUCACCAGCAGAUAAACAAGACUACUGCAACAUUGUCUACAACCCGGCUGACUGCCACAAUUACAUACGGGUUCUUUUGUUACAAAACUCGUACGUUUUUGCUUGUGGUACCAACUCUUAUAGCCCAAUGUGUCAAUGGAGACUGGCCAACAAUCUGUCUGUGGUGCUAAAUUCAACAGAUUCCAGGGGCCUGUGUCCCUACAGCCCGUCCUACAAUGCCACGGCCAUCAUUUCCAAUGAUGGUGACCUCUACACAGCCACCGUGUUUGACACUUACGGUAGAGAUCCAUUGAUAAUUAGGUCGGCAGGUUCCUCUGUUAGUCUCAGGACAAUGAAGCAUGAUUCACACUGGUUGAAUGAUCCAAGUUUUGUUUCUGCUUUUGAGAUGGAUAACUUUGUUUACUUUGUGUUCCGAGAGACUGCAGUGGAAUACAUCAACUGUGGAAAGAAAGUCUAUUCAAGAGUUGCAAGAGUUUGUAAGAAUGAUGAGGGAGGUCAGUACAGACUUGCUGGCAUCUGGACAAGUUUCAGUAAGGCCAGGAUCAACUGUUCUCUGCCUGGGGAGUAUCCAUUCUACUUCGAUGAAGUGCAGUCCACAUUCUUAUCACAAGAUGAGAAACUCAUAUAUGCUGUGUUCACCACUCCACCAAACAGCAUGGCAGGCUCAGCAGUAUGUGUGUAUGACUACGAGUCCUUGAAACAUGCCUUCAAUGGACCAUUCAAACACAAAGAGAAUCUGAACAGCGCUUGGCUGAAGAAAGAGAACACCAAUAAAAAGAAGUGUGAAAGUAAUCGUAGUCACAGAUCGUCUGAUAAACUAAAGGAUUUGGUCACUUCUACCCAAGAGCUACUAAUGGACAGAGCUGUCAUGCCCAGAGAGCUUGGUCCCCUCAUUAUGAGAGAAAAUGAAAGGUGGAGUAAAAUCGUAGUUGACCAUGUCAUAGCCAAGACUGGCUCUCAUGAUGUCAUCUUCCUGUCCACUGAUGACGGCAAGAUUAGAAAAAUGAUGCGGCACCCGACUGGGAAGUCCACUUGUCUGAUUGAGGAGAUCAAAAUAGUGCCCAAUGGUCACCCCAAGCCAGUACAAAACAUGAAGAUCUCCACAGAACAGGGUGCCAUCUUUGUGGCUGUUGAAGGAAGUGUCUAUAGAAUUCCAUUCCAGCGAUGUGGCAGGUUUACGUCAAGCGCCGCCUGCAUCAAUGCCCAAGAUCCUUACUGCGGCUGGAACCAGAAGACCAACACUUGCUCCCCAGCACCAGGUGGUAAUGUCCAUGACAAAUCCUGGGAACAGAACCUUGUCCAGUGUCCCAUCUUAAUUUACAAAGUGGAUGGAGGCUGGUCAGAUUGGUCAGAGUGGAGCAGCUGCCCCUAUGCAGGGGAGAAGAAAGAUAUUGACAGAUGCCAGUGCAGAUCAAGAACAUGCAGCAAACCAGCCCCUUCCCUCAAUGGCCGACCAUGUUCUGGGUCCAGCAUACAAAUUGUAAACUGUACAGUUCACGGUGAUUGGACAGCUUGGUCAUCAUGGUCAGCCUGUUCCCAGACUUGUGGCUUUGCAGUCAGGAAGCGAACCAGGCAGUGUGGUAACCCAGCCCCAAAGUUUGGUGGUCGCUCUUGCCAUGGGACAAACACAGAGGAGAGUUACUGUAGCAAUCACCCAGAGUGUCCAGUUAUUCCAAUCCAUGGUGCCUGGUCAGACUGGGCUGGGUGGAGUACCUGCACAUCCAACUGUAAUGGUGGGCUACAGACCAGGAAGCGAGCUUGUGAUCAGCCAUUACCCAUGAAAGGGGGCAUGCCUUGCACUGGGAAUAGAGAGGAAUGGAGGAUGUGUAACACCCAGACCUGUGCUGAAAUAUCCAAACUUUCACCUUGGACUGAAUGGGUACAGACCAACAGAACUAAGGGUGGCUAUUUCCAGGAGCGCUUCCGCUUCUACUGCCGAGCUAAUGUUCAGUCUAGCAAGGAUAUAAAGACUAGUUCAGCUGAUAGUCAGGCCCAGUUCUGCUUUAAAAAUGACAAUUCCUGCUUCAAGCCUCAGGAGGCCCCACACCCCACCAUCAGCCUGGAGGUGGGCUCCAACUGGGAGCGCUUCAUCAAGUCAGUAUGCGCACCCCGGCGGAAGCUGUUCAAAAAAUACUGCAACUGUCGAACCCUCGGCGUGUUCCUGGUGUGUCAGAAGUGUGGCUAUGGGUGACUAGCACCCAGCUACUGGGACGUACUGCUAGACUACCUGACUGCUCUUCCAGACUAUUUUUGGCAGGAGAAGAACGAGUUGGACCACGUCGUCUCCAAAGAUAAUAAGACCACCAGAAAGAGGUCUUCCCGACGGGUCAAAAAAUCACGAGGUUGACAUAGAAUCUCCUGGUUUUUCUUUUUUCUCUCAAGCCAUAUACAUUUACGAAGUUGUCUGCGAGGUUCUCAACAGAGGGAGACUAUCCAUUUUUGUUGUAUUGCAAAGCUGUGCAGAUUGACGCUUAGUUGUUUAAAUUGUUUCCUGUUGGCUUAUACACUCACACAAACACGAAUCAAAUAUAUUGUUUACAAAUUUAAAACAAACCAUAUUUUUAUAUAAGCAUAUUUACUGACAAUUACAAAGAAAAAGUUAUUUCUUCAGCAUUCUGAUGUUGAUAUUAUAUAUUUAUUACAAAUGUGAUAAUUCUUUUGUCUUCUUUGAGUCUUCACCGUAUCAGCUAAAUAUUGAGGCUAAGUUAUCAGCCUUCACUUGUUCUGCAUUAGAACUCUACAAAUAUAAGAACUCAGCCUAUGUCCCAUUUACAAAACCUACACGUUGUGUAUUCACUCUCAGUUAGCAGUGACUACCAAGCUGAUUAUACAUCUGAUAUUAAAGAAAGAAAGUGUGUGUAGUACCGCUCAAACUGUUAGUGUAAGUUUUUUAAAAAGAGUUUUACAAUUGCAGCAUAUAUGUUUGAAUGAAGGGGCUGAGAAUUUUCAAUAUUUAAAGAACUAAUUAUUGUAAAAGCAAGCAUAGGGUACAUUUUAUUAAUUAUACGUCUUCCAGUUACCAUUAUCUUCUUUUAUUAAUUACGGAUGUUCCUUCAAAUGAGAAGAUAAUUAUAAUUAUUAAUACAAUUAUGUCCUACGCAUAUCCUUAUCCAUUACUAGAGCGAACUAGUAACCCCUUGGUUCUUAUAAUUCAGUUGUUUCAUCAACUUUGUAACUUUGAAGAUGAAGAGUUUCAUUUGCCGGAAAAUAUUCCUGUUGACCUCCGCCAUGCCCAGAGCAGUGGACGUGAAAAAAUGUUCUCACACUAAUGAAACAUUAGCUGGGGAAGAUAACUCCAUGCUGAGUUUUGUGUCUCUAGAGCCUCGUGUAAAGAUCAAACUGCGUCUUGAUGUUGGAACUGUCUAUUUCAUCAGACAAGCAAAACUUUUUUUUUCUUGUACGGGCUAGAUGUGUAUAAUGUUAGUAAUAUUAUAGAUUUUAAGAUCUGGUGUAAUCUGUAUAUUAUAAUAUUAUAUGUCAGUGCACGACACAAUGUAGAAACAAAAGUUCUUGUUCAGUGCAGGGUUUGUCAUACAAUUACUUAUUAAGACUUUAUAUUUCACUUGUAGCCCUAUACUCAAUUUGCCUGUACUUCCUUAACAUACAUGAGUUGUUUCCCUUAGAGUAGUAACAACUCUUAUUGACCUUAUAUACAUGAGUUGUUUCCCUUAGAGUAGUAACAACUCUUAUGGAGGAGCUUUCAUCCCCCACCCCCCUAGCUGGUUCAACAAUUGCUGCAUUUUUUUUUUUUUUAGAAAGAGAAUGUUUUAAUUUCGACUCGUUUAAAACUAUCAUUCUGCUUAGCCACGUUUUCAUGUCAUUGUAUUUCUUUUUAUACCCAACUCUGAUGGGUUUCUGACUUUUCAUUUCAGUCAACAUUUAUUUGCAUUAUGGGUAAAACGAAUCCUUUGUCUCGCGCUCAACAGCUUUGCAAUAUCGGGGUAGAUUUUUUUGACUCCCGGCCUCGUCAGUCUAAGUUUGAUAUAAGAGCAGAUGUCUUCGCAGUGUCACUACUGACGUCUCGGUAGCUUAAUACAAUGAGUGCAACCUUCUGUUUGUACUUGGUUGUACAUACAUAGAUAACAUUAUUUACAAAGCCUAUAUUUUGUUCUGUUUCUUUGGUUACUGUAACUUUGGUAACUUUCUUUGGUUACAGUUUCUUUGGUUACUGUUACUUUGGUAAUUGUUACUUUGGAUACAGUUUCUUUGGUUACUGUAACUUUGGUAACUUUCUUUGGUUACAGUUUCUUUGGUUACUGUUACUUUGGUAAUUGUUACUUUGGAUACAGUUUCUUUGGUUACUGUAACUUUGGUAACUUUCUUUGGUUACAGUUUCUUUGGUUACUGUUACUUUGGUAAUAGUAUGAUCAAAAGUAAAUAUUUUAAAUGGUUUUUGUUCAAUUAUAAAUCUUUUUUUUAUGGUAACAAAUAUUUUUAUUUUAAAUAUUGUAAUUAUAGUUCUGUUCAUGUAAUGACUUGGCCAGAUCUAAUCCAUAUCUUGUGUGUGAUCUACCAGAGAGUGAUUGCACUGAGGAAUGUUGUCCUGCCUGCUUGGCGGCCUGCUUGAUUAAUUUAUUUAUUACAGAGGCUUCAUGAGAGAGUGUAUGUGCAGCAGAUGUGUGUGUGUGUGUGUUCAGUUGUAAAGCCACAAGAUUUAGAUGUACGUGCUCUGAUCCAUGAUAUGCGUUAGCUAUUUAUUAAAUGAAUGCUUCCUUUUGUAAUGUUCAGAAAAAACAAACAACAUAAGGCUUUUUUUUAACUCUUUCUCUCCUAACUGACGAUACCUGCGUUGAUUCCGCCAGAAUGUUGGUAAAUAAUUACGGAGAGAAAGAGUUAAAUCUCCUUUUGUUUCCCUUUGUAUAAGUUCCUAUUGAGACAUUGUUAGUGGUAAUGUUGAAGCUCUACUUGUCUUAUUAAAUCAUUUUUUCUGGGUUUUUUAAAUUAGUUAUUGAAAGGUCAUUCUUCCAGACGAAAUAGCAAGUCAGCUUCAUGUUAAAUCAUUAGAAAGAUUGUAUCUGUGUGCAGGUGUAGGCUUUCAUCUUUUAUAAAGGAAUAAAGUUCAUACGGUUCACAGUAUUCUCAAAACCUGAAAGUGUUUGGAAAAUGAGCAUAACAACUUUCAAGUAUUCAACCUAUUUUUUUUUUCUUUCCGAAAUAGCAUAUUGCAUUAAAACCUAGACCAUUUGUCAUAUUUGGCCUGAAUACUGACCUGUGACAUGGCAACCUAUGGAUGAACUGACCUGUGACAUGGCAACUAGAGAUAGAAUUUCCAUUACUCACAGGUUGCAACGUCCCAGGUCAGUAUUGAGGCCUACUUUGAUGAUUGGUUUAGGUUAAACCCCUCUCCCCCACCUCCACCCCAAAGAAUAAGGAAACUAAAUAUUUCAAAUGCUUACUUUUAUGAGUUAUAAUGUAGGAAAAUUUAGAGACAGGAUUUCAAAAUUUUACAUACUGUUUGCUAAGACUUAACAAUACAAUAUACAUAAAUUAUGUUUACAUAUACAUAUAUACAGGUAUUAACUUAUUUAGAGCUGAUAAAACUCUAUGAAACUUGUUUUAAAAUUAUUAUUUUUAUCAGUUUCAUGUUUAUCUCUUUUUAGUACAUUUACUAUUUAUGGCUGAUAAUAAUAAUUUUCAUAAAUAUUUACAUCAAGAAAAGCUCAAAUAUAAAACUUAGGUCUUUGUGCAUUCAUUGUGUGUACAAUCAUCAUCACAUUACUCUAAGGCAAUAUAUAGUUUGUAUAGUGUCCUUGUCACUAGCCUAUAUAUGUGUGUAUAUAUAUGGGGGUUGUAAAGUAUUAUAUCUCUGACAUUGUAUUAUAACGUUGACCUCAUAUUUUAUUUCAGGUGUACGCUUAUACGUUUUAUUGUCAUUUUCUGACUUUUAUAUUUAGUUAAUUGAAUUCGACUUAAAACACUAGCAGACAAAACAAAAAAUAUCUUUUAACAAUACAAAUUUGUGCUACUGAAAUUUCUAGACUGAAACAUAAGUAUUUAAGUUUUUUAUUUUUGGACUCAAUAGUUAUAUUAUUUUAUCAAAGCAUGAUGACAAACGAUUUUUUGUAUGGAGAGAUUUUAUUUUUGAUCAACUAGCCGUGUCAUUGGUAAACUCCAGAGAUCACAACGCAUCAAAUCUGCCAGUGUUCAAGACAUUUCAUUCUUCAGUUGGCAUGUAUCAUGUGACCUGCAUCCCAUAGAUUGUAUCAUGUGACCUGCAUCCCAUAGAUUGUAUCAUGUGACCUGCAUCCCAUAGAUUGUAUCAUGUGACCUGCAUCACAUGACUAGCAUCAUGUGACCUGCAUCACAUGACUAGCAUCCUGUGCUAAAGUGUAAAUAUUUAAAUAGCUAGCUCUUGGUAUUAUAAGACUCCAUUGUAUAGAGAGCUCUUCUUUUCUCAGCCAACCCCUAUGUUAUUUGUUUUUGGUAAUGAGAGUUGAUGGUAUAUUAUGUACACAGGUUUUUUGUUCACAAGUAAUUUGUACCACACAUUUAUUUUGAUCUGUUCACCCACUUGGUGUAUUUCUUGUCCUUGGCAUAGGGUCAUUGAUGACACUGGUAUCAGAAUUAGUUCACACAAGAACUAAUUCUUGUCUGAUGUUUUUGAACUGCUACAUAAAAUCCUCAUUUGCAGUAGAACUUGUUGGCCGACAAUUUUUAAGGCAUAGAAGUUAAUAAUUUAUUUGUAUGUUGUAAUUGAGAAACAAUUAGCCUGUAUACACACAGUGUGUGGAUGUAAUCAAAAUUCUCUAGUAACAUGUUUUAUGUACUUUUGAUAAUUGUAAGGGUAUAAACUGCUGUAUAUAAUGAUUCUAUCAUGGUUGUAUAGUACUUACUCUAUGUUAGAUUGGCUUGCAAGAAACAUAUAGAAAAAUGGUUUGUUGUUAAUUAUUUGUUUAAAGUAAAAAAAAUUUCUAUACUUAAAUUAGAUUGUCAUAUAAAUGAAUAGAAAAUAUUUUAAUUUCGAAUCGCUUGAGAUAAAGGACUUCUUAAUGUAUUUUAUUUAAUGUGGUUGAGAAAGGGGAAGUUUAUAGGUUAAUGUUUGAAUGCUAUUGCUCAUUGAUUUGACUGGGGUUUUAUGGGUUCUUUUUGUUAAACAUUCAGUGUGGGUUUUUUUUUUAAUAAGAGAUCCUCUCAAUGCUGUGUGCAAAUUUUGAAUAUUUUAUGUUAAAAUAAUUAGCAAAAUAUUAAGUUUUUUAUUAAUAUUUUUAAUAUGUAGGCAUCUGUAUUGGUUAGUAUAUUGUUUCUUAAGAGUUGGACAUUUUGUUACUAUAUUUCAUUAUUAUAACAAUCAAAAUGGCACUGAGCAUAAUUUUAUUUGGUUACUUGGCAACAAAUUAUAUUCAUCUACUGGUUAAAACUUAAACCACAUUUUUUUUUUCACCUCUACCUACAUAAUGUUUUAUUGUCUGAUAAUAAAGAAAGUUGAUCAACUGAUCAGAGCUCAGCACUUCCUGUUUGGACUGAAGACUGGAGAAUACUAAACACUUGAGUUUUGGUACAUUUAUCAUUGGUGUUGCUGUGUAGGACUUAGCUUGCUAGCUCUCAGAUUAUUUUAUAUGGUCAUGCUAGUAAUACGACUUAUUGUUCAAUUGCAAUCUGAACAACUUAAAACUAACAAUGGUGUAGUCUUUCAAAGUGAUAUCAUGAGAAGAAAUAAAUACUACUAUAGAAUGGUAAAUGGAAUAGUUGAAGGAAUGAACACAAUUAUUCAUAUAUGUCUUUCUCUUCUUUUUCUUUAAGACAGGGGAUUUAAAAUGGAGUCUGUGGUGCAUCAGGCAACAAAACAUUGGGAAAGUAUUGAUCCAUUGUGUAAUAUAAAAAUAAUUUGUGUCCAUUUUUAGCAUUGGAGAAUCCAAUUUCUGAGCUCAGAAAUUUAUAGCACAAAAUAAUGUCUAUCCUAUAGUUGGUAACAGUGAUCUCUCAAUUCAGGUUCUUGAUUUUCUAUUUAUUUGAAACUCUCAUUCAAUCUUACACUCUCUUACUGAAUUUAUGAUUUCAUCCCCACAUUUCUCUAUAUCCCUUUCUCUUCUUUUUCUCUCUUACAGUAGUUUGUUGCUUACAGAACAUAAAUGGGAUCUUUAAAAUCAAAGUGUAAAACAAAGAGAAGAUAACUGAUAUGAACCUAAGUUUGAAAAAUCCUUCAUGGUUUUAGUGUUGAGUUAAAUCUCUUUGUGGUUCCACUGGUGAUCAGUUUCCACUCUUCUCCUCCCCAUAGUAUCCAGUGUUUAUGUACUAUUUCAUACACUGCUACUCCAACAGUUUGUUCGAUAAUUAGUUUACACUCGUCUUUUGCGUCCACAUUUAAUUGUGCAGUUCUUCACCAUUCAUCAUCUUCAUUGCUAUUUUUAUUACUUUUUUAUAUAUUAUACAUAAUAUUGAUGUAUUAAUUUAAAUUAAUUAUAUUUUACUGAGGGUGACUAUUCGCUAGUUCGAUUUCAUUUUUUUCCCACCAUAAAUUAGACUUAACAAUGACCAGGACACAUAAACAUGUAGUAUACACUGCACCAUCUUGUAGUAACAAUCCUCCUAUGUUGUUUUUAUUAUUAUUAUUUUUUUUUUUGGUUUCUAUAAUUAUCAUAUUUUAUAGAUAUUACUUAAUUUGAAAUGUUUAUUGAUGUUUGACUACGAAAAAAAAAAAUAACAAAUCAAACUACUUGCUGAGAUAAUGUCAAAAAAAAAAUAAAGAGAAUCAUAAACAUAA
Molecule: messenger RNA, 10224 nt
Organism: Biomphalaria glabrata
Lineage: Eukaryota; Metazoa; Mollusca; Gastropoda; Planorbidae
Product: semaphorin-5A-like
Exons: 19
Coding region: 1192-3714 (840 amino acids)
Biological process (GO): positive regulation of cell migration; axon guidance; neural crest cell migration
Molecular function (GO): semaphorin receptor binding; chemorepellent activity
Source: RefSeq, a predicted model, not a curated record